UUUUUUUUUUCUUUUAAAAGAUAACACAAUUAAAGCACAUUAAUCAAGUAUAUAUUGAUAACACUAUAGACGCGCUCAUUAUUGUUAUUAUUAUUAUUAUUAUUUUAUUUAUUCUAUUGUUCAUAUACAAUAUAUUAGCCCUUUUUUAAGAAAACGGAAUUUACAUAAAAGACUAUUUGCUUUUUUCUUUUGGAAAUAAUUUAUUAAAUUAUUAAAUCUUAUACAAUGCGUCAACAAGAACGAACAGAAUAUACACCAGGAACUAUUGUUUUUGCAAAACUAAAAGGAUACCCAUGGUGGCCAGCAAGGAUCGAAGCAGACCAUGCAGUACCCCCAAAAGUCUUGAAACAAAAAUCCAAAGCUAAAGGUGCAUUAUAUACUGUAUUUUUUUAUGGCUCUAGAGACUAUGGAUUCUUUGGCCCAGAUGCCAUUCGACCAUUUGAUAGUGAAAUUGUUGAAAAUGAUUUAAAAGCAAAAAAAUUCAAAACAAAGGAUUUGGAAAUGGCGGUACGUCAGGCUUUGAAUCCUGCAUUAUUGGAACAAAUUGAAAGGGAGGAAGCAGAGGCAGAGGCAGAGGAAGAAGAACAUACAAAUAAAAGAAAGAAUAAUACAAAAAAGACAGCAGCAAAUGGUAAGAGAAAAUCAACGACACGUAAAAUGGCAGUGGAAGAUGAAGAUGAAUCUAUAGAAGAUAGAAAGAGAAGACGUAAAUCAAUGUCACUUGAAAAAGAAGAAGAUGUACGUAAUUCACCACAAAUGGAUAAAGAGGAAUUAAAAAAGACACCAGAAUAUAAAAGGGUUUAUCAUAUUAGACAUAGAUUACAAAGAUUGGUAUAUAAUAAAAAAGAGGGCGAAAUUCCAAAAGAAGAUUAUCCAAAGAUUUUACAAGUUAUAAAAGAGAUUGAAGAAGCACCAAUGACAUAUAACCUUUUAAAAGAUACCAAAAUUGGCAAAGUCGUUAAAGCAGCUUGUUCUUAUCCAUUUGAAAAUGAAAGUACAAUUAAGGAACGGUGCCAACAAAUAAUGAGGAGCUGGAAAUCACUUUUAAUUGAUCCUCAAACUGGCAGUAGUUUAACAAGAAAAUCAUCAGAAGACAAUAAUAAUAAUAAUAAUAAUAGUAGUAGUAAUAAUUAGUCUUUAUAAAAGAAAAAAAAAUAAUUGUUAUUUGAUAAUGGAUUUCAAUA
This is a messenger RNA of Cokeromyces recurvatus, 1184 nucleotides long. RefSeq lists its product as uncharacterized. The record is from RefSeq and is a predicted model, not a curated record. Gene Ontology annotation, biological process: regulation of transcription by RNA polymerase II. Gene Ontology annotation, molecular function: transcription coregulator activity; double-stranded DNA binding. The transcript has 6 exons. The coding region runs from base 226 to 1134 and encodes 302 amino acids. Gene Ontology annotation, cellular component: nucleus. Lineage: Eukaryota; Fungi; Mucoromycota; Mucoromycetes; Mucorales; Mucoraceae.